Oryzias melastigma (Indian medaka) is the source of this 1443-nucleotide messenger RNA. It is a transcript of the gene timmdc1, whose product is annotated as translocase of inner mitochondrial membrane domain containing 1. The transcript is spliced from 8 exons. The record is from RefSeq and is a predicted model, not a curated record. The coding region runs from base 314 to 1243 and encodes 309 amino acids. Gene Ontology annotation, cellular component: mitochondrion. NCBI's taxonomy places the organism in Eukaryota, Metazoa, Chordata, Actinopteri, Beloniformes, Adrianichthyidae.
GCUGGUCACGGAUGAGUUGCACGCGACAGCAGACAUGCGCAGACGGUGGAUUCUGCCUGCUAGCUUUCAUAGAGGAAUGAGUGAACCACUGAGGGAAGGUUAUGGAAAGACAAACACAUUCACGUGUUUGAACUUUAGUUUCUAAUUUAAAAACACAAACGGCCCUUUGUGGUGGAAUUUCAACUCAAGCCGCUGCUGCGUUUUGUUUGCCCCGAAGCUAUUUGUUCUGAGAGCAGAGCGGAGACUGCAGCCUUUCAGCCCGCAACCAUGUGUUUGUGAAUCCCCGCUGAAGCCCGGCGCCAGCUGAAGCGUGAUGCGUCCAGAGCAGCUCAGACGGCGGGCAGAUUCGCCCCCCCGGGGCGCGGCGAGCACCGGCCCGCCGCAGGGCUCCAUCCAGACUGCGAGGCCUGUUUUUUUUUCCUGCCGUCUGCUCCCGAGGGUCCAUGCAGCUGACGCGACUGCUGGCCAGCCCGCUCAGACGCGCUCCUCCUCCACCCUGCCAGCCAACAUUAGGAAGCCUGAACUUCUCGACACAGGAUGGGGGCGCAUCAGGGAUCUGUUCGACAAAAAUGACUCACAAUCGUACCCAGAGGAAGUGACCAACGUGUUCAAGUACGGGAUCGUCAGCGCCACCGCCGGCUUCUUCUAUGGAGGCCUUCCAGCUGCUCGCUACGCCCGCCAGCGAUAUAUCCAAGUGAGCCAGGCGGAGGUGUACACCAGCCGCGUGGAUGCGGUGCGUUCUGCUCAUAACGCAGCCAUCCGAGCGUUUGUUCGUUACGGAUGGAGAUGGAGCUGGAGAGUUUCUCUGAUCGUCACUUUGUUCAGUUCGGUCAGCACCGGCUUGUCGGUGUACCGAGACAAAGACGCCCUCAGCAACUACGUUGCAGCAGGAGCUGCUACGGUUGGCCUUUUCCGGCUGAACCUGGGCCUCCGAGGGCUGGUGGCGGGGAGCGUCAUCGGAGCGGUUCUCGGGAUUCCCGUCGGCGCUCUGGUCAUCAGUUUGCACUCUCUGACGGGAGAAACUUCCCGACAGAGGAGGAGGAGGGAACAGCGAGAGCUUUACGAACAUAAACUGGCCGAAUGGACGGCCCGUCUGGAGAUGACAGACGAGCUGAUUUCCAGUCUGAACGACGCGUCUCAGGAAGAAGAAAUCCACAGAGACGUUCAGAAGAUCCAGGAGCUCCUAAGUUUACCAAAGAACCCAGAGGAGGAGGCGGCGAGCACCGCUGAAGGUGGGACCUGAUUAACGGCGGGGGCUUCUUCUGGACUCAAAUUCAAAUCUGGAUAAAGGUCUGCUAAAGUGAGAGCAACUCUGGAGAAAAAUCUUAUGUCUGGAUUAAAAUAAUGCAAAUAUGUUUUUAAUAAUUAUUGUAAAAUAUUGAGAUGAUAACACGCUGUACAUAAUGUUUAGAAAAACUCAAUAAAAUAUGGGAAUAUUUUGAA